AUGCAGUUACUGUUUCUCUUGUUUGUUCCAGCCGUUGUAAUCGGAUUCGAUUCAUCCUUCAACUACGGAUGUCAAAAUGGAAAAUGUACUUUCCAACUCGUCGUUCCAAAGGAAGUUGCUCAGUUUAUUGACGAAAAAACAUUGAGUGCCGAAGUGCAGACAAUUGCCUCGAGUAUCACUGCCUUAAACAGUACAAUCACCAGUUUUAGUGACUCUGGAUCAGCCAAUUUCACUUCUAAAUUUGAUGACAGCUAUGCUCCGGUAUUUGCUCAAGCUCAGCUUCUGAAUGGCAGUGUCAAUGUUGCUGCACAGAAUACAUCAGAUCUUCUCGCUUCUUCCAACAACGCCAACACCACUGCUACCCUUCUUUACAACUCAAUUGACUGUUUCAAACAAAACAAUGCAUCCAGUUAUACCUGUUUCACUCCUCCAGUUGUUCCAUCCACCACUCAAAUCGCUCCUUCAACAACUGGAAACCCAUCAACCGAUGACGUAAGUACCGUAUCAGGAGGCAGUACUGAUGCACCAAUCAGCACGGUUUCAUUCACUGGAUCCACACUCCCUGCUGGAAGCACUGGAGCGGAAGGGACUUCAAGCGCUGCCUCUCCAUCUCCAUCUGAUACGUCAAUCUAG
Messenger RNA from Caenorhabditis remanei, 633 nucleotides. RefSeq lists its product as uncharacterized. NCBI's taxonomy places the organism in Eukaryota, Metazoa, Nematoda, Chromadorea, Rhabditida, Rhabditidae. The transcript is spliced from 4 exons. The coding region runs from base 1 to 633 and encodes 210 amino acids. The record is from RefSeq and is a predicted model, not a curated record.